CCAAGAAUGUAAAGAUAAGUAUGGCAAACCAGUGGGUAGGCCGUUUAGGGAGUGCAGCGAGGAUGAGAGCGAGCAAGUAUGAUGUCAUCCGUGAGGUUUGGAAGAGUGUGGCUGUCCCGAGCAUUAUGUAUGGAAUGGAUGUGAUGACAUGGAAUGAGAGUGAGAUACAAAAAUUGGAGGUGGGGCAGAAUAGGGUAGCAAGAAUGGCACUGAAUGCACCAAGGUUUGCAGCAGUAGAGGCUCUUAGGGGUGACAUGGGAUGGAGCACGUUUAGGGAAAGACUAAUAAAGGCAACCUUGAGAUAUAAAGUGAGACUGGAACAAAUGGAGGAUGCAAGAUUAGCAAGAAAAGUAUACUUGUGGAAUAUAAGAGAUGGCAAAUGGGCGAAUAAAUGUGGGCGAAUGAUAGACAGGAAUGUUAUGCUAAGUAGGUGGGUGUACCGACCCUUUGAGGAUAGGCAAAAUGUGUUUGAAUGGAGAGUAACAAACAGAAAUGGAGAGGGGUUUGAGUGGGAUGUAAGAAAGUGGAAGAAUGUGAUAGAUAUGGCAGUUAAAGAUGAGGGAUUGAGCAAGUGGAAGAAUGAGAUGGAAAGAAAGGAAACUCUCGACUGGUAUAGGGAGAAAGAGGCCCCAAAGUGUGAGGUGUGGUAUGAGGGAAGCCUGGGAGGUGAUCUUCUUUUCCGUGCUAGAGCGCAGUGUCUGGAUGUGAAUGCAAGGAACUAUAGAUGGUCUGAGUCCCGCAGCAAAGUGUGCCAGAUGUGUGACAGGGGUGUGGACGAGACUGUGCAGCAUGUAGUGCUGGAAUGCAAGAAGUAUGACAGGGAGAGAACGAAGAUGAUGCAUGUGUUUUUGAGCGAGAUGGGACGUGGAGUAAACGGGAGGACUGGAAGGGAGUGGAUGGUGCUGCUGCUGGGGCUCAGUGGAGAGACGAGUGGACGAGUGAUUGAGGCAGUGAAAGAGUUCUUGGAGGGCAUGUGGCGUGAAAGAUAUAGGGAAUGA
Molecule: messenger RNA, 998 nt
Organism: Eriocheir sinensis (Chinese mitten crab)
Lineage: Eukaryota; Metazoa; Arthropoda; Malacostraca; Decapoda; Varunidae
Exons: 2
Coding region: 21-998 (325 amino acids)
Source: RefSeq, a predicted model, not a curated record